Ornithorhynchus anatinus (platypus) is the source of this 1406-nucleotide messenger RNA. It is a transcript of the gene APOA4, whose product is annotated as apolipoprotein A4. NCBI's taxonomy places the organism in Eukaryota, Metazoa, Chordata, Mammalia, Monotremata, Ornithorhynchidae. The transcript is spliced from 3 exons. Bases 26 to 1153 code for a protein of 375 amino acids. The record is from RefSeq and is a predicted model, not a curated record. Gene Ontology annotation, cellular component: extracellular region. Gene Ontology annotation, molecular function: lipid binding. Gene Ontology annotation, biological process: lipid transport; lipoprotein metabolic process.
UGCACGGGCUCCGGACACAGCCAGGAUGUUCUCCAAGGUGAUGCUCCUCUGCCUGGCGGCCCUGGCCUUCUCCCGGGUCCAGGCUGAGGCACCUUCAUCAGAUGAAGUAGCCACCGAGUUGUGGAAGUAUCUCAGCCUGCUGGAAACACUGCCCCGGGACAUCGCUGAGGAGCCGCAGUUUUCAGAGCUCAGCAAGAAGCUAGAAACUCUCUUGCGGGACAAAAUAAAGGAAGCUGGAGCCCUGCAGAAGAAGCUGGAGCCCCUGGCCUCGGAACUACAAUCCCAGCUGAGCCAGGUGGACUCAGACCAGCUGAAGGAGCAGGUCCUCCGGGAGCUGAGCUCGCUGCAGGCCUACUCCGACAAGUUCCACCAGCAGAUCGGCCGCAGUGUACAAGACCUGCAGGAGAAGCUGGGGCCCUACGCCUCCGAGCUCCAGUCCCAGGUCAGGCAGAACGCCCCACUGCUUGCGCAGCAGCUGGAGGAGCAGCUGAGAGAGAACGUGGACACACUGCGGGUCUCCCUGACUCCGAUGGCCGACGAACUGCGCACCACCAUCACCCAGAACGUGGACCAGAUGAAGGACCGCCUGGCCCCCUACACUGACCGCCUCGGCCAGGACGUGGCCAAACUGCAACGGGACCUGGCCCCCUACGCUGACCGCCUCGGGCAGGACGUGGCCAAGCUGCAACGAGACCUGGCCCCCUAUGCCUGUGAAGCGCAGGAGAAGUUGGGCCAGCAGUGGGGCGAGCUGUCCUCCCAGAUAAAGCAGAAUGCUGAUGAGCUGCGGGUCCGGCUGGGCCCCUAUGCGGAGGAGAUGCAGGCCCGCUUGGCCCCCUAUGCGGACGAGAUGCGGGAGAAGCUGGAAGGCAACGCUGCCGAGCUGCGGCAGUCCCUGGGCAAGCUGAGCGGCCACAUGGACCGGCACGUUGAGGAUUUCCACAGGAACAUGGGGCCAUUCGGGGAGACCCUAAACCAGGCGGUGGUGAAGCAGAUGGCAGGGCUGCGCGAGGCACUGGAGCCCUACACCGGAGAAAUGGACGGGCGCCUCAGCGUCCUGGAGAAGGGUUUCCGAGACCAGUUUGACACCAUCCUUUCCUCUGCCAGGAAGCAGGCCCAGAGCCAGGGAUCCUGGUUCACCGAAGGCGAGGAGUGAAGCCGACACCAUUGGCCACAGCCCUGGGCUUCCACCUCCCCCUCCAUCUGCCGGCUGACAGGGCAGACUCCCUCUCCUUCCCUGAACUCUCCCUCCAGUGAAUCAGCGUGGUCCAUCCAACAUUCCUGACUCUCCCCUCUCCAGCUUCGAAUAGCCCAGUGGCCCAGGCCGGACCACCGCACACCCCUGACUCUCCCUUCUCCAUCUCUGACUCUCCCUCUAGUAUGGAUAAUACCCAUCAAUAAAAUCACAA